UCCGUACACAACGCACGCGCAUCUGUUUAGUUACAAUUUGCAGUGAUAUUUAAAGUCAUAGAGUCUUUGGUGCAACAAACGGACAAACGAGUCGACCACUCCCCACUUCCGUCUCCCGUAACCGGAAACACGUCGGAAAAAGUGUCUUUUAAAGGAAAGGCAGAGUUCGAGAAUGGAAUCACAUGAGAAGAAGGCUGAGGUCGCUGGCGACGCCGGUGGCCAUGGAAAGAUCACUGUACUCUUUGGUGAACCCAAAGAGAACGGCAGCCCCGUACCCAAACGACGCCUGGAGAAUCUCGACGACCUCUUCCCAUACAUCGGCCAGUUCGGCUGGUACCAACGAGCUCUGUUCCUACUGAUGAUACCCUAUGCCUUCUUCUUCGCGUUUGUGUACUUCGCGCAGAUCUUCAUGACCGUGGUGCCUGAACAGCACUGGUGCUUUGUGGAGGAGCUGGCCAAUUUGACGGUGGAGGAACGACGACACCUCUCCAUACCCCUGUCUGCCAGCGGCUACGACAAAUGCAUCGUAUACGACGUUGACUGGACAAAACUAUUACAAGAUGGCAUCCGCGAGCCCAACGCAAAAUGGCCGACGAGGAAGUGUGAGGAGAAAUGGGAGUUCAACUUCACUGAUGUGCCUUAUGAGACUAUUGCUUCACAGCUUGGCUGGGUUUGUGAAAGAGACAACUACGCGACCACAGCUCAGGCCGUCUUUUUCUGCGGCGCCAUUGUGGGCGGACUCAUCUUUGGAUGGAUCGCCGACAAAUAUGGACGAGUUCCAGCUCUGCUCGGCACAAACAUGGCGGGUUUUCUAGCUGGAGUUGGAACUGCCUUCUCCAAUAGCUUCUGGUCAUUCUGUCUCUGCCGGUUCCUGGUGGGAUUGGCCUAUGACAACUGCUUCGUCAUCAUGUACAUCAUUGUGCUAGAAUACGUGGGCCCCAAAUGGCGAACGUUCGUCGCGAACAUGUCCAUCGCCGUAUACUUCACGUUCGCCGCAUGUCUUCUACCCUGGAUAGCCUUAGGCGUGGCUGAUUGGAAGGUCUACACAUUGAUCACCAGCGUGCCUCUAGCCUUGUCAAUCCUGACGCCUUGGGUAGUUCCAGAAAGUGCUAGAUGGCUGAUUUCACAAGGCCGCAUUGAUGAAGCAAUGAAGAUUCUGUCCAAGUUUGAGAGGAUCAAUGGGAAUAAGAUACCGGAUGACGUCGCUAAGGAAUUCAGGGACACAGCAACAGAACUGGCAAGGCUCGACCAGGAAACGAAGAACUACUCCAUCGCUGACCUCUUCAAGACGCCACGCCUCCGUCGUCACAGCAUCCUCCUGCUGUUCAUCUGGGCUUCCAUUGCUAUGGUCUUCGACGGCCACGUCAGGAACGUAGGGUCUUUGGGACUUGACAUGUUUUUGACGUUUACCGUGGCUACAUUCACAGAGUUCCCUGCUGAUCUGCUGCUGGUACUGUUGCUGGACAGAGUUGGAAGACGAUGGCUUGCGUUCGGGUCCAUGACAGUUAGUGGGAUCUUCAGUUUCUUGGCUACGACUGUGCCGAUAGGCAUUCCCUCAGCCUCGCUAGCUAUUGUAGGACGAUUUGCCGUCAAUAUCUCAUACAACAUCGGCAUGCAGUACGCAGCAGAGAUUUUACCAACAGUGGUACGCGCCCAAGGAUUGGCUCUUAUCCAUAUAAUUGGAUAUGUCGCUACUAUACUCGUCCCGUAUAUUGUGUACUUGGCAAAAAUAGCUGUAGAAAUUCCUCUACUGAUCCUGGGUGCUCUCGGAGUGUUCGGCGGUUGUCUAUGCAUGUUCCUCCCCGAGUCUAUGGGCAAGAGGAUGCCAACUACAAUCCAAGAUGGCGAGGACUUCGGCAAAGGGCAGAGAUUCUGGGACAUACCUUGCUGCUCUAGAACUGUGGAGGACGUCGAAAAAUGAACAAACUGGA
Ostrinia furnacalis (Asian corn borer) is the source of this 1931-nucleotide messenger RNA. Its product is annotated as carcinine transporter. Gene Ontology annotation, cellular component: membrane. The coding region runs from base 173 to 1921 and encodes 582 amino acids. The transcript has 13 exons. NCBI's taxonomy places the organism in Eukaryota, Metazoa, Arthropoda, Insecta, Lepidoptera, Crambidae. The record is from RefSeq and is a predicted model, not a curated record. Gene Ontology annotation, biological process: transmembrane transport. Gene Ontology annotation, molecular function: transmembrane transporter activity.